CUUUUCCGGAAGGAAUCAUUACCGAAAAUCACAAACAAAAAGCUCCGCACCAAGGUCAGAAUUGUACUCGAGACUCUCUCUGCCUUUGUUACCCUCUCUCUUAUCCUUCCCUCUGCAACCCUGUCGAAGUGUCGGAAGUUCAAAUCAUCGAUUUCGCAUCUCUCUUCCUGCUGAAUGUGCACUUAUCACUCCUUCCCACUUUCACGCCAUGCGCGGUCCGCCCUUCUCUGAGUUGUGCACGCUUUCCUCAGCACGAAUCAUUGAGGACCGAGAUCGCAGCGAUCACUUACCUAUACCCUCCUCCCUCUCUCAGUUUCCCCACUGCAACAUAAAUAAAAUUAUAAUAAGAAGCCCAAUUUUUUAAGAUUCUGCAGGUCGAAUCUGGGGAAAUGGUGGCGGACACUUGGCUGCUGAGGAUGGGUAAUCAGGUAAGCAGCAACGUUAAGCAUGCUUUACUUCUGGAAAAUUCGAAGAAGUUAACCGACAAAAGUGAUGGUCAGCGAGGAAAGCAAUUCUUAGGUAUACUUUCUUUUGAAGUGGCUAACGUUAUGUCUAUGAUUAUUCACUCGCACAAAUCUUUGACUGACCAUGAGAUAUUUAAGCUCAAGAGUGAGAUCUUGAACUCUAUAGGGAUAAGAACCCUAGUAUCUGAUGAUGAAACUAAGAUAUUGGAGUUGGCCCUUGUUGAGAAACUCGAUGAUUUGAAUAGGGUAGCCAGUGUGGUGUCUAGGUUAGGGAGGAAAUGCACAAUUCCAGCUCUGCAGGGGUUUGAGCAUGUGUAUGGGGAUAUCACUGCUGGGGCUAUUGAUGUGAAGGAGUUGGAGUUUCUGGUCAAGGACAUGGAAGGGGUGAUAAAGAAAAUGGAGAGAUAUGUUAGCUCUACCGCUAGAUUAUACACCGAGAUGGAGGCUAUGAAGGAAUUAGAAAUGGCUACAGUGAAGCUUAAACAGAAUCACCAUGAGGAGACUUCUAAAGCCUACCACCAAAAGAUGGCUUGGCAGAAGCAGGAUGUGAGGCAUUUGAAGGAUGUUUCUCUUUGGAAUCAGACUUAUGACAAGGUGGUCGAGUUGUUGGCUAGGACUGUUUGUACAGUAUAUGCACGGAUUAGUACUGUUUCCCGAGACAUAAUCACAAGGGCUUCUUCUGAUCAGGUUGGGGUAGAAGAACAAACAGGUGUUGAUUCAAGUAGACCAGCUUUGAGAAAUAGGAACGGUUAUAAGCAAUCAGGACCUAAUCAGAGAAGUGUAGGGAGGAACCAAGGUGGCGGUUUAUUUGGUCCAAAAGAUUUCAACUUUGCAUGUGCAGCCGGGCUCAUCGAAUGUUUGACUUUGAGUAGCGCUUCAAAGCAUGUAGAUGAAGAUGUUUCCAGUCAUAUUUCUGGAUAUAGUAGUGUUCCAAGUAGAUUUGUUAAUGGUGUUACUUCUAAGAGUAGUAGUAGUAGUAACAGUGCAAGAUUUGGUCCAAAAAGCAAAGUAAUGUUCUAUGCACUUCCUUCAACUGUUGGAGGUUCUGCUCUGGCAUUGCAUUAUGCAAAUAUCAUUAUUGUUCUACAGAAGCUUCUUCAAUAUCCACAUUUAAUCGGCGAAGAAGCUAGGGAUGAUUUAUACCAGAUGUUACCAGAAAGCCUCCGAAAGAAGUUGAAGACUGAAUUGAAAUCGUAUAUGAAAGGUUUGGAGAUAUAUGAUGCGCCCAUUGCAUACGGAUGGAGACAGAGGCUUGAAGAGAUACUGAAGUGGCUUUCACCGCUGGCACAUAACAUGAUUCGGUGGCAAAGUGAGUGUAACUAUGAGCCGCAGCAGCAGGUUAUCAAGAGAACGAAUGUUCUCUUGAUCCAAACAUUGUAUUUUGCUGAUCGUGACAAGACUGAGAAAGUUGUGUGUGAAUUGCUCGUCGGACUGAAUUAUAUAUGUCGUUAUGAGCAGCAGCAGACUGCUUUUCUAGACUGUACAAGCAGCUUAGAUUUUGAAGACUACAAGGAUUUCCAAUUUCAAAUUGGACCUUCUUUUCAAGCUUGAUGAAUAUUUCUCGGCAUGUGCUGGUAAUAAUUAUGACUGGAUGAUUACAAUGUCUUCUACAUUUUCUUUUUUUCUGGGUCGGAGAUGACAUUGGUGUAACUUUAGGUGCACAUUAAGUAUCCAUUGAUAGCCCUAAUGCGUCAGAUUACAAUAAUGUUCUUUCUAGGUAGGUUUUUUCUUAACUUUUUGUAGGGACAUAGAUUUGUUGUAUGUCACAAAUUUAGCCAUGGGAACAUUUCACUGAAGUAUCUAAUUCUGCACUUCCACUUGAAGGAAAUUGAGCAUGUACUCCGUAUAUAAUUUUCAUGCUCUUGAUGUUAUUGUUUCAUUAUGCAUGGACUAUUCUCAGUGAUUGAGAGGAAUAGAAACUGUGGUGCUAUAUGUAUUACAACCUCUAUUCAAAGUGUUUUAUCAAGAAAUGAAAUGCAUAUUGUGUUUUCACA
This is a messenger RNA of Cuscuta europaea, 2458 nucleotides long. Lineage: Eukaryota; Viridiplantae; Streptophyta; Magnoliopsida; Solanales; Convolvulaceae. The record is from the annotation of a GenBank genome assembly.